Labrus mixtus (cuckoo wrasse) is the source of this 2301-nucleotide messenger RNA. Its product is annotated as gastrula zinc finger protein XlCGF57.1-like. NCBI's taxonomy places the organism in Eukaryota, Metazoa, Chordata, Actinopteri, Labriformes, Labridae. The record is from RefSeq and is a predicted model, not a curated record. Bases 84 to 1640 code for a protein of 518 amino acids. Gene Ontology annotation, molecular function: DNA-binding transcription factor activity, RNA polymerase II-specific; RNA polymerase II cis-regulatory region sequence-specific DNA binding. The transcript is spliced from 2 exons. Gene Ontology annotation, biological process: regulation of transcription by RNA polymerase II.
CGUUUAUCUACAUAAGAAGAAGAAUAUCCACCGGAAGUAAAUACGCGACGAGUGCUUGUCCUGGUCCUGGUCGUGUAACUUGCAUGAAUACACUGCUGAUGUUUAGUCCAUUAGAAAACCCAUCGUUACACCUUUAUCAUACUCUAAUAAAAAUGUCUUCUGUUGAGUGUUUACGGGGUUUUGUCAACGAGCGUCUGACUGCUGCUGCUGAGGAGAUAUUCGGAGCUUUUAAAAGAACUAUCGUCGAGUAUGAAGAAGAGAUCGAGCGACAGCGCAGACUGCUGAAUAUCAUUUGGAAACCCGAAAUAAAUAUAUCAGGGAUAGAGCUCCCACAGCAACAUGUCUGUAAGGAGGAGGAGGUUCUCUCUGACCAGCUGCUCUGUACCCAGGAGAGGAGCUCCAGUCUGGACCAAGAGGACCCAGAGCCUCCACAGGUGAAAGAGGAGCAGGAGGAAAUCAGCACCAGUCAGGAGGGAGAGCAGCUGGAACUGAAGCAGGAGAUUGACAGCUUCAUAUACACCCCUACUUACGAGGGAAGCAUCGACAGUAAUCCAGAGGCGAAAAGUGACCCCCAGUUCCUCUCUCACAAUUGUCACGUACUUCGCAGCCAAGAUCAACAACGAGGCAGGCCUGAAGUCUCAGGGUCGACUGAAAAUGCAGAGUCACCGUCAGGGACUAAAUACCACUCGCAUGAAAGUGACAAUGACAAUGUAAAUAACCCCAGCUGGUCAGAGACGCACUGUGAUAAUCAAACGGUUAGAAGUGAGUUUAAGUGUGACACAUGUGGAAGAGUUUUUAAGUAUAUUUCACUUUUGCAGAGACACAUGAGCAUCCACACAGGCGAGAGGCCAUUCUCGUGCAAAACAUGUGGGAAAGAUUUUAGACUGAAAGGCUCCUUGAAAGUCCACAUGAGAAUCCACACGGGCGAGAAGCCGUACAUCUGCAAAACCUGCGGGAAGGGAUUCAGCGACGUGUCGAUGUUUAGGAAACAUGCGAAAAUCCACCUGGGUGAGAUGCCGUACGUUUGCACGACAUGCGAGAAAAGCUUCUCGAACAUUUCCUUUUUGAAGAGCCACAUGCGAGACCACACGGGUGAGAAGCCGUACACCUGCGACACGUGCGGGAGGGCUUUCCGGUUCGUGUCACUUUUGCAGAGACACGUGAGCAUCCACACAGGAGAGAGACCCUACAACUGUACGAUUUGUGGGAAAAAGUUCCGACUCGACGGUGCCUUGAAAGUCCACAUGAGAAUCCACACGGGUGAGAAGCCGUACCUUUGCAAAACCUGCGGGAAAAGAUUCAGCGACGUGUCAUUUUAUAAAAAACACACAAGAAUCCACACGGGCGAGAAGCCGUACGUGUGCAAGACCUGCGAGAAGGGAUUCUUCAGCAUGUCAGCUCUGAAGAUCCACAUCAGAAGCCACACUGGCGAGAAGCCAUUUGUCUGCGAGACGUGCGGGAGAGCGUUCAGCUUUAAUGAAAACCUGAUAGUGCACGUGAGAAGAGCUCACACUGGGGAAAAGCCCUUCCUUUGCAACAUCUGUGGGAAAGGACACUUUCGUAAUUGUGACCUGAAAAGCCACAUGAGAACCCACAUAGGUGAGACUUCUCUAACUCGCAUAAUUACUGAAAACGAAUAAGAACGCUGCCUCUCAUACCCGUAGUAUGUGGGGCACGAUUCAGCGUGGGGGUUUGAGUGAGGAGCCACUUAAAUGCAGAAAUUGUGGGAAAGGAUUUCUUCAAAUCCUUAAAAAAAAAACACCUGAACGACAAUAUGAACAGCUGAGUCUCUUUGAAGAUUUCUUCACAUUCUCUUAAGAAAGCUUAACAUCUUCUAGUCAAAUCUGAAGUGUUUGCCAUAUUCUGUGAUUGGUCUGUUUCUUCCUCUAGCCUUCUCUACAUUUUCUCAGACUUACUUGUAUAUAUACCAGCAGCAUUUUUACAAGAUACUUAUAUUCUCCAUAUUCAAAGGAAAGAGUUAGUUUCAAAGUGAGUGCAGACUAAUUGCUUGUGCCAAAUGUCUUUUAAUUAGAAAUGUUUUCUUCUUCUAAGCUUUAAUUAUUUAACAUCCAUGUACCUUACACAGUAUUUUAGAGAACACUAUACGAGGCCUGUAGCAUAAUACAGUAAGUCAGAUUGAACGCUUGAGAGACCCUGACAUCAGUGUUUUGUGUAAAAAUUUGAGGAAGUCCAACUAAAUGCAGGUCCUUGUUAGUUCAGGUUUUGUACACUUCUACAUAUAAAUGUCUGAAAAGGCUAUGUAGGAAGGCAAAUAUGUUCAGAAAUAAAGAGACUUAAACA